UCUUCAUCACUACUCUUCAUCUUUCCAUUCAAUUCUAUAUUGCAGCUAGCUUUAAGCUUUCAACAUCAAAAUCCAGUUCAGCAAUGGCAAGAACCAAGCAGACUGCUAGGAAGUCUACUGGCGGUAAGGCUCCCCGCAAGCAGCUGGCCACUAAGGCUGCUCGGAAGUCUGCUCCGGCCACCGGUGGUGUUAAGAAGCCUCACCGUUUCAGGCCAGGGACUGUGGCCUUGAGAGAAAUCAGAAAGUACCAGAAGAGCACUGAGCUUCUCAUUCGCAAGCUUCCGUUUCAGCGUCUGGUUCGAGAAAUCGCUCAGGAUUUCAAGACCGAUCUGAGGUUUCAGAGCAGUGCCGUGGCUGCUCUUCAGGAAGCCGCCGAGGCGUAUCUUGUAGGGUUGUUCGAGGACACCAAUUUGUGUGCCAUUCAUGCUAAGAGGGUCACCAUCAUGCCGAAGGAUAUUCAACUUGCCAGGAGAAUUAGAGGCGAGAGAGCUUAAUAACAUUUAUUUUCUUAAAGCGCAAGUGGAUCGCAACUAGGUUUUCAAUGCUAUCUUCAGCACAUAUGAGAAAAUGAACGGAGAUCUACUCUCUUUGUAGACUGCUUGGAACUCUGAUCAAUGAAUUUAUUCCGCCAAUUAGAUGAA
Messenger RNA from Prosopis cineraria, 641 nucleotides. Its product is annotated as histone H3.2. The coding region runs from base 84 to 494 and encodes 136 amino acids. Lineage: Eukaryota; Viridiplantae; Streptophyta; Magnoliopsida; Fabales; Fabaceae. Gene Ontology annotation, molecular function: protein heterodimerization activity; DNA binding; structural constituent of chromatin. The record is from RefSeq and is a predicted model, not a curated record. The transcript has a single exon. Gene Ontology annotation, cellular component: nucleosome.